GAUUGAAGCAUAUGCACAGUUUCAACCCCCCAUAUGCACAUAAUGAUGUCAAACCAGGUAAUGUACACAUCGCAAACAGAAAAGGGCAAUCACCUCUUGCCAUAUUGAUGGAUUUUGGAAGUGCUCGGCCUGCAAGGAAACAAAUCCGCUCUCGUUCAGAGGCACUACAGUUGCAGGAAUGGGCAGCUGAGCAUUGUUCUGCACCAUUUCGAGCUCCUGAGUUUUGGGACUGCCCAAGCCAUUCAGAUAUUGAUGAGAGAACAGAUGUCUGGUCGCUGGGAUGUACACUAUAUGCAAUAAUGUAUGGGGUGUCACCUUUUGAAUAUGCAAUUGAUGAAUCUGAAGGAAGCCUACAGUUGGCCAUUGUAAAUGCGGAGAUAAAAUGGCCAACUGCUCCAACCCCCUCAUAUCCCGAACUUCUUCGUAAGUUUGUUACAUGGAUGCUCCAACCCCAGCCAACCGUCCGACCUCGAAUUGAUGAUAUCAUUAUUCAUGUUGAUAAGUUGAUCUCAAAGUACUCCUGAGCUAGAUGUUGGGACACCAUAUCAAUCUGUAGUUUUGAAAGAGAAGAGAAGCAAGCAGCACAUCCAUCAGUGGAUUUGAUUGGGUUAUUGAUGCAAGUUACUGGGCGACUUCUACUGCAGCUACCAUAUGAAAAUUUCAUGUGGCCCAUGCCAGUUAUAACACUUUGUUAUCUGUGCUUAGACACCAAAUUAUAGUUUUAUUAGUUACAGUUGAAUGUGCAUUGAUUCAAUUUAUUUCUUGUGUAUCAAUACAAUCUCUUUCCCUAUGCA
Messenger RNA from Telopea speciosissima, 794 nucleotides. RefSeq names its product serine/threonine-protein kinase 16-like. Gene Ontology annotation, molecular function: protein serine/threonine kinase activity; ATP binding. Gene Ontology annotation, cellular component: cytoplasm. The transcript is spliced from 3 exons. Gene Ontology annotation, biological process: protein phosphorylation. The record is from RefSeq and is a predicted model, not a curated record. NCBI's taxonomy places the organism in Eukaryota, Viridiplantae, Streptophyta, Magnoliopsida, Proteales, Proteaceae. Bases 12 to 524 code for a protein of 170 amino acids.